CUUAGUAAUUCAAUUCUUAUACUUCAGGUAAACGAGAUGUUUAUGAGUUGUUACAUCUACCGAGUAUCUGAACAAGAGUAAAAUACAAAAUGGCGGCUCCGCCGGCAAAAAAUACGCCGAAAGAUGUCCAAGUUAUGCAAGCUGUUCUAAAGGAUAUCGGGGUGUCAGACUACGAACCAAGAGUUGUAAACCAAAUGCUUGAGUUCGCCUAUCGAUAUGUGACAGAUGUUUUAGAUGAUGCGAAAGUGUAUGCGGGACAUUCUGGCAAGAAGACUAUUGACGGAGAUGACGUGAGGUUGGCUGUACAGUGCAAGAUGGACCAUUCAUUCACUUCACCUCCUCCAAGAGAUCUCCUGAUGGAAGUUGCUCGUCACAAGAACAGCCAAUCACUGCCCCUCAUCAAAAAGUACACAGGUCCUCGCCUACCACCAGACAGAUACUGCCUCUCAUCAACCAAUUAUAGGAUGAAGUCGAAGAAGCCUCGUCUUCAUAUUACACCCGGUGGUUUGACAUCGCUAGGGGGUGGCUCAAGGACACCUCAAGGGUUGGUGCAGACUCUCACUCCUGGUUCCAGAAUCCAGGGCAAGCCACGCUUGACGACAAAUCUGUCAACUGGUCAGCUAUCCUUGGUGACUAUGGGUGUGACAAGACCUACUGUCACAGUCGUCUCAAAACCAUCUACUCCAAUUGCUACAACCGUCACGAUACCUAAGCCCUCAUUUCAAAUAAGUGCUGGUCCAAGCAGCAUAUUAUCAAAUAUGAAGAGGAAACGAGAAGAAAAUGAUGAUUAUGACAAGCCUUGAAUGUUGAAAGAACGAAAUCAUGGACUGCCUUUUGAAAUCAUUGUAAAUGCACUUAGGGACUUCUUUGUUCAGGAGAACACUAAAGAAAAUGGACCAUUCAGUGCUAACUUAUCAUGCUUAUGAAGAGGAUACAUGUAUGCCAUCCACAAUGGAUACAGCUUACAUCAGCUGAGUCUGUUUAGAAACGGAAUUCUAAUGGGUGUCCAGAGGUGUUGUAUUGGACUUUCUCGCGAGAAGACGAUUUAUUUAUGUACAUAACUGAGUAAAUUAACUUUUCAAUGCCGUUUCAAUAAUCAUCUGAUGGCGGACAUCUUUGUCACUUCUGUGGUGUAGUUGUUUUAACAGCUAGACGAGGGAAUACCAUCUGAAUAUGAAUCAACUCAGUUUUAUAUGCAAAGAAAUCAAGGACGAGCUUAUAUCCAGAGCGGUUAGUUAUACUUGUUUGAUAUGCUACACAUCAAACUUAUAUUGACCUGAAAUUACCUGAAUGUGUGAUUGUCCCCAGCUUAUUUGUCAAUAUCUUGAUGUCAGUUUGUCAGUGUAACAAUGGUAAAAACAAUAAAUUAAUUAU
Molecule: messenger RNA, 1374 nt
Organism: Lineus longissimus
Lineage: Eukaryota; Metazoa; Nemertea; Pilidiophora; Heteronemertea; Lineidae
Product: transcription initiation factor TFIID subunit 9-like
Exons: 5
Coding region: 90-803 (237 amino acids)
Biological process (GO): RNA polymerase II preinitiation complex assembly; DNA-templated transcription initiation
Cellular component (GO): transcription factor TFIID complex; SAGA complex
Molecular function (GO): transcription coactivator activity; RNA polymerase II general transcription initiation factor activity; protein heterodimerization activity
Source: RefSeq, a predicted model, not a curated record